Messenger RNA from Brassica napus (rape), 2457 nucleotides. RefSeq names its product cell division control protein 48 homolog C-like. Gene Ontology annotation, molecular function: ATP hydrolysis activity; preribosome binding; ATP binding. The record is from RefSeq and is a predicted model, not a curated record. Gene Ontology annotation, biological process: ribosome biogenesis. Lineage: Eukaryota; Viridiplantae; Streptophyta; Magnoliopsida; Brassicales; Brassicaceae. The transcript has 8 exons. Bases 131 to 2362 code for a protein of 743 amino acids. Gene Ontology annotation, cellular component: nucleus.
UUCAUUAAAAAGAGGAUAGUUUUGUCUUUUGAACCGUCUCACACACGGUAAUAAAAAUCAAAUUAGGGUUUUCUGGGCUAAUAAGCUUUCCUCCAAAAGGUUACCACUGAAUCCCAGCUGUAACGCCACGAUGGGGAGGAGAGAUGUGGGCGGAAGAAAUAAUAGUAGGAGAGAUUUGAGUCGAGCUAUGGAUUCGUGCGGGAAGGAUUUAUCUACAGCGGAGGAAAUCGUGGACGCCCUCCGUUCCUGCAGGUACGGUAAAUAUGAGAGGAUGUCCCGUCAAGCACUUGUCCUCAACGUCAGAAAUGUCCUUGAUGCCCGACACAACAACAAGAAGCGUGUGAAAGAAGACCAAGAGGAUGAUGAUUCUGAUGAAGGUGCUCGUGGUGGUAAGAUGAAGAAACAAAGACGUAAGUCAGUUUCUUCUUAUUCUUCGUCGGAAGACAGUGGCGGCCAUAUCUCGACUUCUGAGUACGCUAAGUUUGAUUUGACCAGUGAGUGCUUAAGAGGUGGCUACGCUAAGUUGAAUAGCUCCACGAAACUUGCUCCUCCUCCUCCUCCUCCCUUGAGUGGUAAAGUAGGACCUACUUUUAAAGACUUUGCCGGGAUUAAAAAAGUGUUGGAUGAGUUGGAUCAGUAUAUUCUGUCCCCUCUUCUCAAUCCUCCAUUGUUUGGGAAGAUUGGAGCCAAGCCACCAAGCGGGAUUCUAUUCCAUGGACCACCUGGCUGUGGAAAGACUCGCUUGGCCCAUGCCGUCGCCAACGAAGCUGGCGUUCCCUUUUAUCAGAUUUCAGCCACACAAGUUCUUUCUGGUGUUUCUGGUGAGUCAGAAGAGAAUAUUAGAGAGCUCUUCUCUAAAGCAUACAGGACUGCGCCUUCUAUUGUGUUUAUCGAUGAGAUUGAUGCAAUUGGUUCCAAGAGAGAGAACCAGCAAAGGGAGACUGAGAAGCGGAUCGUAACACAACUAUUGACUUGUAUGGAUGGCCCUCCUCCUGGAGAUACGGCUGCUGCUGCUGGAUAUGUUGUUGUCAUUGGAGCUACUAAUACCCCUGAUGCUCUUGAUCCUGCUCUCAGAAGGGGUAGGCGAUUUGGGCGUGAGAUUGCUCUAACCGCUCCUGAUGAACACGCCAGGGCUGAAAUACUCUCUCUCGUAGCUCAAAGACUUAGACUCGAAGGUUCCUUAGACAUGAAAAGAAUCGCUCGCUUAACACCAGGUUUUGUUGGAGCUGAUUUGGAAGAGUUAGCUGACAUGGCUGCCAGUCUUUGCGUAAAGAGAAUCAUGGAUUCAAGAAAAUUGCAACUCUCCGGCGACAGUGAUGAUGGUGAUGAUAGAUCUUGGCUGAGCCAGCCCUGGUCGGACGAAGAUUUGGAUAAGCUCUUUGUCAGAAUGUCUGAUUUUGAGGAAGCAGUCAAGUUAGUUAAGGGAUCUUUAACUAGAGAAGGUUUCUCUACCGUGCCAGAUGUCACAUGGGAUGAUGUUGGUGGACUUGACCAUCUAAGGACCGAACUCGACGAUUACGUAGUCAACCCUAUUAAAUAUCCAGACGCGUUUGAGAAAUUUGGAAAGAAGUUGUUAGAGACAGGUUUCUUGCUGUAUGGACCACCGGGUUGUGGAAAGACUUUGGUUGCAAAGGCAGUUGCAAACGAGGCAGGAGCUAAUUUCAUACACAUCAAGGGUCCAGAACUUCUAAAUAAAUACGUUGGAGAAAGCGAGCGUGCUAUUCGGACCUUGUUUCAGCGCGCCCGGACAAGCUCACCAUGUGUAAUCUUCUUUGAUGAGGUGGAUGCUUUGACAGGAAGGCGUGGCAGAGAAGGUGAUCAUUUGGUUGUUGGUGGUCUUUUGAACCAGUUUCUCACUGAACUGCACGGUGGAGAUAGACGUGACGUUUAUGUCAUCGGAGCUACGAACAGGCUCGAUGUGAUUGAUGGUGCUUUCUUGAGACCAGGUAGGUUUGCGAAUCUUGUGUACGUACCCCUCCCUAACGCGUAUGAGCGUGUUUCGAUCCUAAAAUCUAUUGCAAAGAAGAGACCCAUAGAUCCUAGUGUUGAUCUGGAUGCCAUUGCAACCAAGUACUGUGAAGAUUUUAGCGGAGCUGAUCUCGCUAACCUGAUGGACAAAGCUAUACACGUGGCAGUGAAGGAGAAGAUCCAGUCCAGUAAGUCGUCUGAAGAUGGCGAUAUGGAUUUAAGUGAUUGCACCAUCAAGAUGACUCAUUUCAAGCAAGCCUUGUCCUUAGUCACACCAUCUGUCACCAAACAGCAAAUAAAACACUACGAGGAACAACGGGAUAGACAUCAUAGACUACAAAGCAGCACCAACAUGGACCAAAUCAACGUAGGACCAUCUUUUACCUUCGAGUGAUUUUUUUUUUUAAAUAGAACUCUCUUAAUGUAUAAAUGUUUGCAAAAAUCUCGUUUUCCCUUAAGGGAGUUGCCAUUUGUUUUUUUUUUUGUUUU